AUGACCAUGUCGAGGCAGUCCGAGGAGAGGGCGGCCCACUUGGAGAGGCAGCUCUCCCAGAAGGAGCUGACGGUCGCGGCGCUCGAGCACGACCGCAGGACGCUGCGCAGCGAGGUCCGCUCCCUGCAGAACCUCGUGCAGGCGACGCCCGCCCUGGGCGCGAGGGUCGGCAGCACGCAGAGCGUGCUGCUGCGGAAGCCUCCCGGCGACCGCGAGCAGGACUUCGGCUUCGACCGCGUUUUCGGCCCCGACGCCGGGCAGCGGGACCUCUACGAGGAGGUGGAGCCGCUGCUGCCCGGCAUCCUGCGCGGGCUGCACCUCUGCGUCUUCGCCUACGGGCAGACGGGCUCCGGCAAGACCUACACGCUGUCGGGGCGCCCCGGCGGCGAGGGCGGGCUGACCUGGCGCUGGCAGACCUCCUGCGGCUGGUGGAGGCGCACGGCGGCGGGGCCGCGUACGACGCGUGGCUGA
This is a messenger RNA of Prorocentrum cordatum, 471 nucleotides long. The record is from the annotation of a GenBank genome assembly. NCBI's taxonomy places the organism in Eukaryota, Dinophyceae, Prorocentrales, Prorocentraceae.